AUGCAGGACAUCAAAACUGCUCUCGUGCUGGUCACGACUCUACUCGCUUCCCUAGCUCACGCACAUAGCUGGGUCGAAGCUCUAUCUCUGCUCUCCCCCAACGGCAGCUUCACAGGCAACACCGGGUAUCCACGAGGCAUGAUCCUACGCUCCGACCCAGCAUUCGUUGAUACGAAUAUAGUGUGGCAACUGCCCGCCGCCCCAGCAAACCAACUUUCAAACAGCAUGACCGUAUGCAAACCGUCACAACAAACCUCCAACUACCCCGACAGCAGUCUCCCAAAACUACAAGCAUAUCCAGGCGCAAACAUCGCUUUAAGGUAUCAAGAAAACGGACAUGUCACCACGCCGUGGUCCAAGCCUGGGAAGCCUGUGAACAGUGGUAUCGUGUAUGUAUACGGCACAUCCCAGCCCAAAGAGGACGACACUCUGCUCGGUAUCCACGGGCAAUGGACACUAGAUGGUAAAGGAGGCGAUGGACGAGGCCGUUUAUUAACAAGUCAAUACUUUGAUGACGGCCAAUGCUACCAGAUAAACCUCGGGUACAUAUCUGAGCAGCGACAAACACAGUUCCAGCGUGUAGCGGAGGCUGGUUCCUUUGAAGGCGCGAAUCUGUGGUGUCAGACCGACGUCCGGCUGCCAGAUAAUCUGGAUGCGGGCAAAGAUUAUACCUUGUAUUGGGUUUGGGAUUGGUCUACGAUGGAUGACAACGGCAAGGUCACUCUACCAGAACUCUACACAACAUGCAUGGAUGUUACGAUUGCGGACACCAAAAAGGUCGGAGAUACAGGUGCCGUUGUUCCUGAUGGCGACAGCAAAAGCGUGCCUUUUGUGUCCAUCACGAAUUAUGGCGAGGCUGCUAUACAGACUGUCUUUGAGAGCCUAGCUGCUACGAUGACUGUGCCUCCUGUGUCAGCUAUUGUGCCAGUCAAUAUUACUGCUUCUGUCUCCUAUUCUGUUGCUGCUAGCAUGUUCGCCCACGGGGUUUCUCCUUCUGCCGCUGCCGCUGCCGGUGCUUCUUCUGCUGCUGCAUAUCUAGCUACCAUGGUCCUGACUCCUACCGGUAGUAGUACUAUGCCCGCGGGUGCCGCUGCGACCGCUGCUGCUGUUACAUCUGCCCCUCCUGCUACCAAUGCAGCUUCUGUGCCACCGACAAAUCCCCCACGAUCAGCUGCUCGCGGAGGCGGCGGUGGGUGUAGCGUCGAGACAGUGACCGUGACAAUAACCACAACAGUUCCGUCUCAACCACAAGUUCGGUCGACUGGAUUGUUGGCUCGACGAAGAAUUCUCGCUUUAGAUGACGACGACGAUGAGGAUUUCGAUUCUUGA
Molecule: messenger RNA, 1329 nt
Organism: Talaromyces marneffei
Lineage: Eukaryota; Fungi; Ascomycota; Eurotiomycetes; Eurotiales; Trichocomaceae
Exons: 1
Coding region: 1-1329 (442 amino acids)
Source: RefSeq, a predicted model, not a curated record